ACCGCAAAAAUGACUGGAGGCAAGUCUGGAGGCAAGGCCAGUGGAAGCAAGAACGCGCAAUCCCGUUCGUCCAAGGCUGGUCUCGCGUUCCCCGUUGGACGUGUCCACCGUUUGCUCCGCAAGGGUAACUACGCUCAACGUGUUGGUGCUGGUGCUCCUGUUUACCUCGCCGCUGUACUGGAGUACCUUGCUGCCGAAAUCCUCGAGUUGGCUGGUAACGCCGCUCGUGACAACAAGAAGACUCGUAUCAUCCCCCGUCACCUCCAGCUCGCCAUCCGCAACGAUGAGGAGUUGAACAAGUUAUUGGGUCACGUUACCAUCGCCCAGGGUGGUGUUCUUCCCAACAUUCAUCAAAACCUCCUUCCUAAGAAGACCCCGAAGAGUGGCAAGGGUCCUAGCCAGGAGCUGUGAAUUGUUUUUAUUGAUGUGAUAACGGGGUUCUGGACUGGGCACGUUUAUGGCUCUGCGUUUCUGUUUUAAUUUUAUGGUUGUACAUUAUGUCUACG
Molecule: messenger RNA, 506 nt
Organism: Aspergillus alliaceus
Lineage: Eukaryota; Fungi; Ascomycota; Eurotiomycetes; Eurotiales; Aspergillaceae
Product: histone H2A
Exons: 6
Coding region: 10-411 (133 amino acids)
Cellular component (GO): nucleosome
Molecular function (GO): protein heterodimerization activity; DNA binding; structural constituent of chromatin
Source: RefSeq, a predicted model, not a curated record